Phytophthora infestans T30-4 is the source of this 390-nucleotide messenger RNA. RefSeq lists its product as uncharacterized. Lineage: Eukaryota; Oomycota; Peronosporomycetes; Peronosporales; Peronosporaceae. The record is from RefSeq and is a predicted model, not a curated record. The transcript is spliced from 4 exons. Gene Ontology annotation, cellular component: cytoplasm. Gene Ontology annotation, molecular function: peptidyl-prolyl cis-trans isomerase activity. Gene Ontology annotation, biological process: protein peptidyl-prolyl isomerization. The coding region runs from base 1 to 390 and encodes 129 amino acids.
AUGGGCGAGACAGACAUGCUCGACUUCGCAACAGCAGAGACCACGUCGCUUCAAAUCUUUCUGCAGUCUUCUUCACGAUGCAGUCUUGUAGGUCGCAAGUCCUCUUGUCUGCCAUUAGCGAUCAGCAACACGUCGAAAUCUAGGAACCCCCACUACACCGGUACGCUGCUGGACGGCACCAAGUUCGACAGCUCGCGUGACCGCAACGCUGAGUUCAAGUUUGUGCUGGGCAAGGGCAACGUGAUCAAGGCCUGGGAUCUAGCCUUCGCCUCAAUGAAAGUUGGCGAGGAAGCUCAACACGACGUGGACAUUCUCAUCGCAAGUGAAGUCCAAGAGGCUCAACGGACGUUUGUCUACGUUGGGGACGUCACAAGGGCUCAACGAGCGUAG